AUGUUGCCUCCACCUGCUGAAUUUCAGGAGAUGCUGAGGAUUCGGAGAGCCAAUCCCGUUGACGUUUUAAAAGUGCUGGACCUGUCUGAGGACAUGGAGGGUGUAUCACUGGAGGCAGGACUUUGCACCAGCAGAGAAGGCCGAGAGGAAACAGAUCUUGCCUUCAAAAUUGACAAGAAGAUUCAACUAAGUGCACCCACCAACCAGUUCUUCCCUGAGUCUCCAUUCCCGGUGGAUUUCUCAGUGAUGACAACAGUAAGAGCUCGCAAGGGCUCCCAAGUCUUCCUCCUCUCCCUCUACGAUGCACAGGGGACGCAACAGCUGGGCCUGGAAGUUGGCCGUUCUCCAGUCUUCCUUUAUGAGGACCAGGAGGGUCAGCCCCCUCCUGAACUCUACCCAACCUUCAGGAAGAUCAACCUGGCUGAUGGCAAGUGGCACAGAGUAGCCUAUAGUGUCGAGGGCCAGUCGGUGACUCUCUACCUGGACUGUGCCAAGCUGGAAACCCUGGAUCUGCCCAGAGGUACUGACCCCCGGGUCAGCACAGAUGGCGUCACUGUUUUUGGAACACGCCUACUGGAUGAGGAUGUUUUUGAGGGAGAUAUCCAGCAACUGCUGAUCAUUGAUGACCCCAGAGCAGCAGAGACUUAUUGCCAGGACUACAUCCCAGAUUGCCACACCCCCUUGCCAUAUGACAGCAUAUUAAAAGAGGUUGAGGAGGUGGAGAAGUCACACAAGAGACCUGUGGUUGAAGAGUUUGAGGAGUUUGACUACAGGGACCUCGAUGAUUUCUCAGUGUCCACAGUGACUGCAGGCCCUAAUGUGACUGAGUAUGAGAUUAUAGAGUAUGAGGACUAUGACAACACAACGGACGACUAUGAAGUGAGAGAGUAUGAAUAUGAAGAAGAAUAUGAAGAACGCUACGGACCUGCAGAGAGAGAGAGGGAUUACACUUUGAAUGCACUGGACAUACCAGAGAAAGGAGAGAAAGGAGAGCCAGGCCAGUUGGGCCUCGGAACCCACAUAGAAGGGCCACAUGGAUUACCAGGGCCCGUGGGAGAAACAGGUCCAACUGGGAUGACUGGGCCUGUGGGACUUAGAGGAGAUCCUGGAGAACUGGGUCCUCCAGGGAGACCGGGCCUAAAUGGGGCUGAUGGGAUACCAGGUCCUCCAGGAAACAUCAUGCUCAUACCGUUCCAGUCUGGAGGUGAUCCACUGACAGGGCCGAUAGUAUCGGCCCAGGAGGCUCAGGCCCAAGCUAUCUUGCAGCAGACUAAGCUGUCUAUGACAGGACCUCCAGGACCUCUCGGCCUCAGAGGAAGGCCCGGACCACUGGGUUCACCGGGGCCUGCAGGGCUGAAGGGGUCAAGUGGAGAGAUGGGUCCUCAGGGUCCUAGAGGGCUGCCAGGUGCCCCGGGUCAGAACGGACGUCUAGGAAAAAGGGGUCGAGCUGGCACAGAUGGAAACCGCGGCGUAAUAGGGGAAACGGGCGCAAAGGGGGACAGGGGGUUCGACGGCCUGCCGGGUCUGCCCGGUAACAAAGGACACAAAGGGGAGCGGGGGAAGCCAGGCCCUCUGGGUCCGACCGGCAAGCCGGGAGAAAAGGGUUCAGAUGGUCCACCUGGACCAAGAGGACAGCCAGGUGAUGCUGGUUCAAGAGGACUUAAUGGCCCUAGAGGUCACACUGGCCCCACUGGACAGUCUGGUAUGCGGGGGGUCGACGGAGUUCAAGGUUCAAAGGGAAACAUGGGAGCUCCAGGAGACAUUGGAGCACCUGGACAACAAGGAAACCCUGGAAUUCAGGGUUUUCCUGGUCCUCAGGGAUUGGUAGGCUUGCCGGGGGAGAAGGGACCCCAAGGGAAAAAAGGGAUGCAAGGUUUACCUGGAAAUGAUGGGCCACCAGGUCACCCCGGAAGAGAGGGAACCCCGGGAGAGAAAGGACUACCGGGGCCUUCCGGAGUACAGGGGCCUGUUGGAUACCCAGGGUCACGGGGAGUUAAGGGAGCAGAUGGAAUCAGAGGUUUAAAAGGCAGCAAGGGGGAGAAGGGUGAGGAUGGUUUCCCGGGGGCCAAAGGAGAGAUGGGGUUGAAGGGGGAUACUGGAGACAAUGGAUCUCCAGGUAGCAGAGGAGAAGACGGACCUGAGGGGCCCAAGGGUCAGAUGGGGCCUCUAGGAGAAGCGGGCCCUGUUGGUAUCGCGGGAGAGAAGGGUAAAUUGGGAGUUCCUGGUUUGCCAGGAUAUCCAGGGAGACAGGGGCCCAAGGGCUCCGAUGGUUUUGUUGGGUCGCUGGGUGUUCUCGGAGAGAAAGGGAAGAAAGGCCCUGCAGGCCAACCAGGAAGUGCAGGGCAGAGGGGUCCUAAUGGCACAAGAGGUAGCAGAGGAGUAAGAGGGCCAACAGGAAAAUCGGGGGCAAAGGGCUCUUCAGGGCAUGAUGGCCCUCCAGGACCUUCUGGGGAGAGGGGACCUCAAGGUCCACAAGGAAGAAAUGGAGAGUCAGGCCCAAAAGGAGCCACUGGUCCAGGAGGGAAGGAUGGGCUUCCAGGUCAUCCAGGUCAGAGAGGAGAGCCGGGAUUUCAAGGAAAGACAGGACCCCCAGGACCAUCAGGCGUGGUGGGGCCUCAGGGUAAAUCUGGAGAGACUGGCCCAAAUGGCGACAGGGGUCACCCAGGUUCGCCAGGGGUACCCGGAGAACAGGGCUUACCUGGGACGGCUGGAAAGGAAGGUGGAAAGGGUGAUCCAGGUCUCCCAGGGACUGCUGGAAAGAGUGGACCUCCAGGGCUGAGAGGCUUCAGAGGCAGCAGAGGAGCUACCGGAGCUAUGGGUCCUCCUGGUCUUAAAGGAGGAUCAGGACCCACUGGAGCUCAAGGACAGACGGGGGCGAUGGGGGAAAGGGGACCCCCGGGAUCAGUUGGUGCCAUUGGUCAACCUGGACGGACUGGUCAAGUUGGUGGGUCUGGACCAAUGGGAGAGAAAGGGGAGCCAGGGGAUAAGGGUCCAAUUGGACCAGCAGGGCAGGAUGGAGAUCAGGGGCCUGUGGGACCACCUGGAGUCACAGGACCUGCAGGACCCCCGGGGGAUGAUGGGGAUAAGGGAGAAACCGGUGGACCUGGACAGAAAGGCAGCAAAGGAGACAAAGGGGAAGGAGGACCCCCAGGGCCUCAUGGCAGUCAGGGGCCCAUUGGUCACCCAGGAUUACCGGGUUUGGAUGGAGAAGCAGGUCCCAGAGGCCAGCAAGGGAUGUAUGGUCAGAAAGGAGAUGAGGGACUACGUGGUUUUAAGGGCUCCAAAGGACCAAUAGGACUACAGGGUAUGCCUGGUCUUCCAGGAGAAAAGGGAGAGACUGGACAUUUGGGACUUAUGGGACCCCCUGGACAACAAGGUCCCGCAGGUUCCCAAGGACCUGUCGGAGGCCAGGGUCCAAUGGGUAGACCGGGGAUGGUAGGACAGCCAGGCAUUCUUGGUGAGAAGGGAGAGGAUGGGGAAGCCGGAGACCCAGGAGCAGUUGGUCUGUCAGGAGCAUCAGGAGAGAAGGGGGAGCAGGGGGAGAAGGGGGACACUGGUGUCCCAGGAGUUGCUGGUCCUCCAGGAAUUAAGGGGCCUCCAGGAGAAGAUGGCGGCAAAGGCAAUUCUGGCCCCAUAGGUUUCCCAGGGGACUCAGGACAGCCAGGAGAGGCUGGACCUAAUGGUGUGGAUGGGCUGCCUGGGACCAAGGGUGACAUAGGAGACUCAGGAAAAUCUGGCCCGCUUGGAGCCUCAGGGGAACCCGGCCCACCCGGACCGCCUGGACGAAGGGGUCAUUUGGGGAAACCAGGAAAGGAGGGAAAGGCGGGCAUGAAAGGAGCAAAGGGGUCUCCUGGGUUGGAGGGCCUGAUUGGAAAGACGGGGCCUGUAGGAGCCCAGGGAAACUCUGGGAAUCCUGGCCCUCAGGGUUUAAGAGGGAUUCCCGGUCCUGCGGGGGAGCAGGGUUUAAAUGGACCACCUGGCCAGACUGGACCACCUGGCCCAAUGGGCCCAUCAGGAUUACCAGGGCUCAAGGGAGACCCAGGCAGAAAGGGAGACAAGGGCCACGGCGGACUUAUUGGACUGAUAGGGCCACCAGGGGACAUGGGAGAGAAAGGAGAUCGAGGACUGCCAGGGAAUCAGGGACUACAGGGUCCCAAAGGAGAUGAGGGUAUUCUUGGCCCUGCAGGUCCUAACGGCCCCCCUGGUCCUCCAGGCCUAUCAGGCGCCGUCGGUCCAAAAGGCUCUAAAGGAAAUCAGGGCACAAUUGGUCCCAGGGGAGACACUGGGCCAGCAGGCCCCCCAGGACCACCAGGCCUGCCGGCAUUACCAAUCUUAUCUCUGCCAGAGCUGCCAGAGCGAGGCAGGAGGAGGCGAAAUCCUUUCUCGGUGGACGGUGCCACCCUGGAGGAAGAGGAGGAGGAGGAGGAAUUGGGAAAGGAGGAGUGGAUGCAAGCAGACCAGGCUGGGCAGCAAGGGGGGAUGAGGGAGGAGGAGGGGCCAGGCAUGGAGGAGGUGUUCGCCUCUUUGUCCUCCAUGAGAACAGAGGUGGAAGGUCUCAGGAACCCCCUGGGGACCUACCAAAGCCCUGCACGCACCUGCAAGGAGCUUUACCUGCUCAGACCUGAGUUACCUGAUGGUACUUACUGGAUAGAUCCAAACCAGGGCUGCCAUAAAGACUCCUUCAAAGUGUUUUGUAACUUCACUGCACAGGGAGAGACAUGUCUGUACCCAGACAAGAAGUUCCAGUCGGUGAAGCUUGCAGCUUGGAAAGGGGAAAAACCAGGCACCUGGUACAGUAGCUUUAGGAAAGGAAAACAGUUCUCUUACAGUGGGUCAGACGGCGCUUCAAUCCACGUGGUCCAGCUGACCUUCCUCAAACUGCUGAGUGCCACAGCGAAGCAGACUUUUGCCUACCAUUGCCUCAAUUCCGCCGCCUGGCUGCACACCGCUACCUAUGGCCAUGAGCAUGCACUGCGCUUCAGAGGCAGCGAUGGGGAAGAACUGAACCAUGAGAACACACACUACAUCAGCACCCUGUAUGACGGAUGCCAGACUCGCUCAGGGCAGGAGAGGACUAUUUUGGAGUUUGACUCUCCGAUGUCCCACACACUCCCUGUCAUCGACGUGUCUGUGUCCGAUUUUGGAAAGGGGAACCAGAAGUUCGGCUUCCAAGUUGGCCCUGUCUGCUAUAAUGGCUAG
This is a messenger RNA of Lampris incognitus (smalleye Pacific opah), 5199 nucleotides long. Its product is annotated as collagen alpha-1(XI) chain-like. Gene Ontology annotation, molecular function: extracellular matrix structural constituent. The record is from RefSeq and is a predicted model, not a curated record. Lineage: Eukaryota; Metazoa; Chordata; Actinopteri; Lampriformes; Lampridae. The transcript is spliced from 66 exons. Bases 1 to 5199 code for a protein of 1732 amino acids.